ACUUCUAUUGUACGUACCUCGGGUUAAAAAAUCCUUUACAUGUUUGUAAGUUACAAUCUAUAUAGAUGAAACCCACCUUAAUCCGCUCAUGAAUUUGUCUGCAUUUGUUGGCAGGCAGUUUAUUAUACGACAGUGUUUCUGGACUAUAUAAUUAUUUUUUAUGGCAAGCAUUGUCAGUGUGUGGUUAUGCAUUAUCAACUUUACCAUUUAACCGAAUUAUUGCAAAGCAUUUGUAAACAUCUACGGAAUCUUUGGCUGUAACCUUUAAAAUGCAUUCUAACGUAUAAGAUCGAUUGUCCAAAUGGGUGACCCUUUUGCAUCUUCGCCAUACGAAAAUCGACAGGAGGUCGACCAGUGCCAGCUUUCCCCUCCGAUAAAGCACUGUGACAGCGGAUGCGCGUAUAUUUUAUCCCCAAUUUUGGCAGGAAGGCCGAGAAAUAGCUCAACAUUUGAAGGUUGCAAACCGGUGACACAAUCCACCUUCCGCCGCCAGCGCGGAACGGAUGUGACCUUUAACCGCAAUAUUCAUCGGGCAAUCGUGGGAAAAGCGCCACAAAGUGUCGCUCGACGAAAUGCAAGAGAGCGACGCCGGGUACAGGCGGUGAAUUUUGCCUUUGCCAGAUUAAGAAAAGUCCUGCCGACCUACAGCCAAAAAUGUAAACGCAUUUCCAAAGUGAAAACGUUGCGGUUAGCAAUAAAUCACAUCGACAACUUGAGCCGAAUCUUAAAUGCAAGCAACGCUAGUGCUGAACAAUAUUCGCACUCUGAUUCUCAUUCGAAAUCCUGUGGAAAGGCGCCGUUACUUCCGGAGUACCGUCGUUACGCUUCAACCAGCGUUAAUCAUGAAUUAGUGAAAGCUUUUCGCUGUUGUGGCACAUCGUCUGCGUCUUCGGAAUCCUUAUUUCAAGAUGUGAUGAUUGAGUCAAAAUUCCAUACUGUUGAUGAAUGUGAUCUCCGUUACGGAACAGGUUCCUUCACUAACACUACAACAGUAUCAUCGGAACAAUAAGUUCUGCCAAAUAAGAUUCUGAAAGCGGUAAUUAAUAAUGUCUCUCUUAUG
Molecule: messenger RNA, 1060 nt
Organism: Paramacrobiotus metropolitanus
Lineage: Eukaryota; Metazoa; Tardigrada; Eutardigrada; Parachela; Macrobiotidae
Product: protein Fer3-like
Exons: 2
Coding region: 302-1009 (235 amino acids)
Biological process (GO): regulation of transcription by RNA polymerase II; developmental process
Molecular function (GO): RNA polymerase II transcription regulatory region sequence-specific DNA binding; protein dimerization activity; DNA-binding transcription factor activity, RNA polymerase II-specific
Source: RefSeq, a predicted model, not a curated record